This is a messenger RNA of Bombus huntii, 4137 nucleotides long. RefSeq lists its product as uncharacterized. Lineage: Eukaryota; Metazoa; Arthropoda; Insecta; Hymenoptera; Apidae. Gene Ontology annotation, cellular component: cytoplasm; nucleus. The transcript has 15 exons. The coding region runs from base 288 to 3092 and encodes 934 amino acids. The record is from RefSeq and is a predicted model, not a curated record. Gene Ontology annotation, biological process: carbohydrate metabolic process; nucleotide-sugar metabolic process; ATP generation from poly-ADP-D-ribose. Gene Ontology annotation, molecular function: poly(ADP-ribose) glycohydrolase activity.
GUGAAUCAGUGAUCGUAGGCUAGCUAUAAACAAAGAAUUUCUUCUGAAACUUUAUAUUUACUUUUCACGUAAUGUUAUGCGGUAGCAUGACUGCAAAGAUUAGUAUUACGUAUGUUAAGUCCUUUAACAUAAAAUACAAUGUGAUUAGAAACACGAUCGAAAAUAUAGAUAAAUACAGUAUCGAAGCGACGUUGUCUGGCUUACGACUGAUUAUUACCGAUUAUUUCUUUCACUCUUUUUCGACUUACAUACUCGACGCGUCGUUGGACCGGAUACCGUGAUAUUUGAUGUUUAGAUCGGCGAUUAGAAUGGCUCUAGUAAUGUUACCCUGUGACUUACCAUGGUGGCCUGCCGUCGUAAAGCAACUGGACCGGGCGGCUGCUGCCAGGAAUUCCGAAGAUCUCGUGGAAGCGAUGCAAAGACUACACGAUAUGUGCAAAUACGAGGAACAGUGCAUACUGAAAAGCAUAAGUCUUGAUCCUGAAGAGGACGUACAGGAUCCUGAAUUAUUUUCCGGAUUGGCGACAUUUCUUGAUACCGAUCUCGAUUUCACCGAACGGGAUCAAAUCUUUAUAAAUACGAUACCACGAAUAGUAGAAAGAGCGAAAGCUCUAAGAUCUUGUAAACCUCCGCAAGGUUUACACUUUAGUCUUCAGCAGCAAGGAGAUUGCGUGGAGUACAGUUAUGCCUUCAUUUCAUCUUUAAUCGCGAACGCGUUCUUCUCCACAUACCCAAAAAGAACCGCAAAGACGCACCCAACUUUACGGGACUUCAAUUUCACAAAUUUCUUCAAACAUCUUCAUAAUAACGGGCAAAAAGCAAAACUGAGAAGCAUAUUUCGCUACUACGACUACCUUGAUACUGAAAACGCUUUAGAUGGAAAAUUAAUAAUUUCUAGACAGGUAAUGAUAUCAAAACAGUGGUUAACUAUUGAGGACUGGUUAGAGAGCACUGUUCCUUUAUGUCCGCUGAUGAUACGCCACGAGGGUCGUUUAGACAGAGUGGAACCAGAAGCUAAAGUACUGCGAGUUUGCUUUGCGAGUGCGAAAUUUGGUGGCGGUGUACUUGAUGGUGAUGUUACGCAAGAAACCGUACAUAUAGCAACGCAUCCCGAAAUGCUCGUGGCAAUAUUGUCUGUCGAGGGUUUAGAAGACAACGAAGUUUUAAUAGUCGAAGGAGUUAGGCAUUUAUCUAGAAUAAAUGAUCCUCGCAACAGAGCCAUAUUUGAAGCUCUGCCAAAACCAAAUAUCGUAACGGUAUGCUGUAUCGAUCCUGAAGAUUAUUCACGAUUACCUUUGUCACAAUUCGAAGAAGAUAAUAUAUUACGAGAAAUGAAUAAAUCUUUACUUGGAUUUCGACAAAGACAUAUUCCAAGUAGCCCAACUGAUCCUGUAAAGUCAGAAUCAGAUAUAGACGUUACAGUUGCAUCUCGGAGAUUAUCACCGAUCGGAGAAAGUUUUAGUAGCACUCCUCCAGAAAUAGAAGGGGAUGAUAAAAUAUUAUCAACAAAUAACGAUAAAUCUGUGUUAUGUGAACACAAGUAUGAUAUUUUCACAGAAGUUCGUAGCAAACCAAAUGGUAAAUCCAUAAGAUCACCUAGUCCCCAUAAAGUGUACAAUGAUACUAGUUAUACAAACAAAAGAAAUCGGUUUAUCGUUCUUGGAUCCAGCGGCGAAGUUUUGCCAGUUACACGAAAGUCACUUGGCCAAAUGUCGGUUUACAGUAGUUGUAAUAGUCAAAGUACAGACAGCUUCCAUAGCGCGAAAGAUACUAUAGAUGAAGAUUUGGAGGAAGAAGAACAGAAAUUAAGUAAACGCUACAGCACUCAAUUGGAUACCCCAGAACGAAGAGGAACUUUCGCUCAACGAUUAAGAGACGCAUUAAAACGAGAAACUACAGCUACUGGAGCUGCUUCGUUGAAUACUUCGUUUGGAGAGAGUAGCUAUGCAGUAGGAAUAAGCGUAUCUGGAAGUCACGUUUGCGAUCAAGAUAUUAAAGUAAAAAGAGGAGGUUCAAGGGGUUUUGUUUUACGAGAUGAAACGGUGGAUGAAGAUUUUUUGAAGGAAUCUUUGGAAGCUGAACAAAAAUGGUUAGGUAGAUUUCGGCAAAAUCAACCUAUGCUACAAAGAAGAGACACAAGUGCAAGUAGUAGGUACAGUUUCAGCACUGAAUACAAUUCUGAUUUUUGUUCGGAACUCGAAGAAGUUUACGAACAACUGGCGAAGUGGUUAGAAGACCCUAUAACAGCAGAUGAGUCUCGUGAAUUAGACGCGAGAGAUAGAGCAGUAGUUCAAUUCGCAGGCUCAUUAUUAAAAAGAGCUCUUAGUGAAUCGUUUGCUGGUGUUCCAGUUCAAGAGGGCGAGCCGCAACCUUUCAUUGAUUCUACCGACGUAAAUCAAAGCCAUAAAUUAGCUUUGGCUGUGAGAAGUUUGAGUUUAGAGCUAGCCCGUCAAAAAAAUAGGAGGCAACAAUCAGUGUCUGUGUCUGAAGAUGUAGAAUAUUCUGAAGAUGCUUUAAGUAAUCAUACUAUGUCAAAAGAGGUAAAGGAUAUUCAACGUAAAAAGCUUAGAACGGUAACAUUUACAUCUGAAGUUUUUCAAACUUUGGUUGAUGACGAAACUACCGUGUAUCUAUCUAAUCCUGUUUCUUUAAGUACAUCUGGAUCUGUGAAAGGGAUAAACACAGCACAAUCUUUCAAUAUCAGAAAUGACAAAAUUGCGCAACAAUUUGAAUCGAGUAUAACAUGUAACAUACCAAGAGAUGGUAGUCCACAAACAGGUGGAUUAUUACCUGUUGCUACGGGCAACUGGGGUUGUGGAUCCCGUUUAAGGGGUGACCCACAAUUGAAGCUUGUUAUUCAAUGGCUUGCUGCUUCCUUGGCAGGAGUACCAAAAUUAAUAUAUUAUACUACAGGAAAUCCCAGUUUGUCUAAGUUAGAUACUGUGAGUAGAGUUCUUAUGGACAGACAUUGGUCAGUCGGCGAUUUAGCCGCAGCAACAUUAAGAUUUGCGUUACACAUUAUUGAUGAAAGAACAGAAGGAAGAAAUACUCUUUUUGAGGAGAUAAUUGGUAUGGAUAAACCAAGUCCUUAGCCCGAUUUAAUGCUGUCUGUUUUGGUAGACAUACUUGCUACCAUGAUCGAAGACAGCUUAUUAAAUACUUGAAGGUAAUAUCAAAACAGUACAACAAACGAGUGUGUGUCUUUUGCAAUUCGUGAAAGUAAAACUUCAGAAAUUAUUUGUGAGAUAUCUCGCAAUCAAAAGAAUUUUAGUUUUUUAACAUUUGUAUGAAUCAGAAAGAAACAUGAAUUUUCGUGGUUAAAAUGUUUCAUAUCAAUACAAUAUCAAACAAAUUCGCACAACUUAAUGUACAAAAAUAACAGUUGUAAAUUCUGUACUUUUUAGAGAAUAUAUUAUAUAUUGUACAGGUAACAUCAAAUAUCGUUAGUGCAAUAUAAAUUAAAUAUUAUAAGUAACUAACACAGUUAUUUGAUGAAAUCGUGAACAGACAUUUGUCCUAAUUCAAUAGAGAUCUAGUCAUAUGAAAAAGAAGUCAAUUCUGUUUUAUGUUAACAUAAAGUAUGUAACUGGAUAACAGUUACCUGCAAUAAUUAACGAGGCACAAUUUAUUAUACUAUAUAUUUUGUACAGUAUAAUAUUUAUAAGUCGUUAUAUAAUGUCAAGUAAAGAUAUAUGUAAUAAUCAUAUAGAUUUUUAGAUAAAGACUUCUAGUCGUAUUUUAUAGGCCGCUUUUUUAUAUUGAAUAGAAUUUAUACGAAAUAAAUUACAUUAACGAUACAAAUUGAGUAUAUAAGGAGAGAGUAAUGUGGCCUCUGAGAACAUAAAUCACGUAUAUAUAUAAACUUAUGUACGUACGUAUGUAUGUAUGUAUGUAUGUAUGUAUGUAUGUAUAUAUAUAUACUACGAGAUGUCUUCCACUACUACAAAAAAAUGAAAACAAGAAAGGAAAAAGCGCGCAACUAUAUCUGUAUCAACCAUUUGUACAUUCUCGAUGUACGUUUUGUUUUAAAUAAUAUCAUGUAGAAUGUGUUUCAAAAUUCUUUGUAUGUAUAUUGUAUAUUAAAAAAGAAGUACGAAGCAUGUAUUAAAAAAUUUAUAUUACGAAAGUAACAUAGAA